CUGUGAUUCUGUGGUUCACUCAGAUAAAAAUGGAAUGGCUCUUGUGUUGUGAUUUGUGAGAUUAUCAAAUAAAUCCAAUAAUUCAGUCGUCAAGACAAAGUUUUUUUAAGUGAGAUGAUAAAAACAUUCAACAUCACGAAUGUGUAUGGAAAUGAAUUUACAAACUUUAUUUCAGGAUUUUAAUCCUAGCAAAUUCGUGGUGCACAGCUGUUUACUAAUAUUUACAGCAUUAUUAGCUUUAAAGUUAGAUAACUCGAUAACAUGGUCUUACUGGGCCGUGUUUACGCCAAUAUGGGUGUGGAAAUUCCUAGUAGUUCUUGGAGCCACAGUUGGCACAUAUGUUUGGUGGCAGUACCCUCACUUCAGGUUGGAGGGUGAGGCGUACAUUCACUACAAAGCUAUGCUCAUAAGUCUUGCCAUUCACCUUAUACUGCUGAUGUUUGAGUUACUCGUCUGUGACCAGUUGACCACGGGCCGCCAUGUCUGGAUACUGGUCUUUAUACCACUUAUCUUUAUAAGCAUAGUCUCCAUUGCCAUCUGUAUAUGGUCUGUGAAACAUGACCGCAGCUAUGAGUUGGAACUAUUUUGUGCUGUAAAUAUACUCCAGUUCAUAUUCCUAGCGCUGAAGUUGGACGAGUUCAUCAGCUGGUCGUGGGAGGUGGUGUUUGUGCCUCUGUGGAUAUUGAUGUGCCUCAGUCUUGUAGGGGUCCUGUACAGCAUAAUAUUCGCUGGGAUCCUACUCCGCACGCCCGAGGUGAACAUUCAGCAGCGACGGACUAGUUUCAACUCGGCUCUCGCUUACACAUUCACGGUCAUACCUAUAUUGGUGUUCCAGGUGCUAUUAACAAACAGGUUGGACGAUGGACUUCCACUAUCAUACACGGUGGUCGUCAGCCCGCUGUUCGUCAGCUAUGCGACCCUUAUCAUCAUGUCGUUUAGCUCCAAAGGCGGUAAUAAAUGGUGGUUUGGUAUCAGAAAAGAUUUCUGCCAGUUCCUUCUAUCAGUAUUCCCAUUGCUGCAAGAGUAUGCAAAUAUCGCGUACAAUAAUAAUGCGAAUAGAGGUGCCAACGUGGUGCCCAGCGAACCACCAGAGCCUUACCGCGACGAGGAAACUCACAAGAAGGUCAAAGAGAGCAAAAAGUCACAGAAAAAUCAAAAGAAGAAUGAAUUCAUGAAACCAGUAGUGCCUAUUACGAGUAUAGACAUGCCAGAUUGAUGCUUAGCUUGGUAAGUGCUGAAAUGUGUGUUCACUCGUUAGACGAUACCUUCUGUAAUCGGGCUUCUAAAUAUGACAAUGAAGCAAUAUUAAACAUUGUUAAGUUUGAUAUUAGGGCUAAGCUACACGUUCCGUGUUUAGGUUAAAUUAGAAAAAAGAUAUUACAUUGUGUACAUUAUUUUUUAUUGUUAUUUCUAUGUAGGCUAAUUCAUUGAUGUUUAUUAUAGUACAGUUUAUUUGUUGCUAUGUUUCAACCGGCCUUAUUAAGUUUUGUGUCGUUUAAUUGCCCUACAUUCAAGUUUUUGUAAUACCAAAUACCAACCGUUAUUUUACUCUUACAUGUUUCCGGAUCAAUAAAAUAAGAUUUUACAUAGACAAUACUGAAUAUUGAUGAAUUAUUUUGGUAUAGUAUUUUUUUGCAACAUGAUGUAAAAGUGAUAAAAUUUUAAAGUAUUUUUAUAGGAGGUACCUGUGAAUUAAUCUCUUAUUUAAUGAAGUGGCUUUAGUAUUAAACCUGGCAGGUAAUGGUGAUAAUUGUUAGUCAUAUCAAAAUAAGCAAUCUUGCUGUGUAGCGUCUAGUAUUGUUGGUUCUCGUCACAUUUACGUCUUCUAUCAUAUUAUCCAAGUUUUAAAUCAUAUUUUGCCAUUAUUUUUUAGAUGCUAAAAUAUCAAGUCUCAACUUUUAGGCGUACGAAUUAAUAUUUAUUUCGCAAUUAUGUGCUUAGGUAAAUUUUUGUAGGUUUAAUUUUAUUUUUAACUGAUGGGCAUGGAAAUAUACUUAACAAUGUAAGCGGACGAUUUGUCGUUAUGACAAUACAUAAUAUAAGAUUUAUCAUUCAACUGGUCCUAGAAAAUAACUAGAACAAAAAAGUAAAAUAGCAUGACUACAAAUUGACGGUGAAAGUUUUUUAGAGUUCAUAUAUCCCAUAUAGCCACUAUCGUUAAAAAUAUUCGGCGUUUACCAGAUAGCCUAUUUCUGAGUAGUAAAUUAAAUAGCGAAUUUAACAAAAAAUAUAAACUUAGCAAUAAUAAUAAAGAGAUUGAAUUUGAAUUUUGAAUUUUCCUAAACUUGUAAACGCUCUUACUUCUUAUUGCGUUAAAUAAAAAAGUUAUCAAAGGCUAUGCGGCAUGGUAGGGUAUUAUUGACUUAACAUGACGGUAAACGUCACAAAUAUUGCUACGUCAUAAGGCUUUAAUGACAACUCAAUUUUUUUUUAGUAUGCACUAGUUGACCAUAAAUCUGAUGCCAUUACUUUUUUUAUUGUGCUUUACUUUUGAUUUGGGCUUAGCUGUCCCGUAUUUGUAUGAACUCAUCAAGUUUUAAAUGGACCUAGGUCUAAAAUAAUGCUUCAAUAAUGCAAUUUUAAAUCAUCUCAAAGUUUUAGUCUUUGUGUUGGGUGACUUGGUUCACUUUGAGUGUUUCAAGGUGCAAAAUUGUCUUAUUCUUGCCAGAUUUUAAUUGUGACUAAGGCUAGAAACAAAAGCACAAAUGAUUAUUCUAGCUCAACAUUCAACAUUCUACCUAAAAUACAGAUAAAUUCUACCUAUAAUAAAAUCGAAGUGAUUAGCGGGAAAAUACUCUGCCUCACAGAAUUUUAAGCGGAUUCUAAAACUGAUUGAAAAUUAUUGUGAACUCUAAGAAGCCUGAUAGAUCAAGUAAGGAAUUAAAUGCUAUCUUCCAGACAACCUUUUAAUGGAAAGGGCUGAUUUAAUCGCUAAGUAAAUUCGUGACAAAAAUAAACAGAGAAAGUAUUGCAAUUUGUGGGAUCUCGAAUUUAUCAAAUUAUUCAUUUAAAACAAAAUAAUGUGUGUUAUCAUUAUUUCUGUAGUCGUACUAACUCUGAUUUUUAACGUAUUGAGUAAAAGUACCAAUACAUUGUAUGAUAUCUUGUCAGACAUACACUAAUAAAGAAUUUAUAUAGCGUUAAAUUGAUAAAAAAUACAAAAAAAAAAAAAACAUAUCUUUUCAUGAAGGAAUUGCUAUAAAUAACGUAGUAUUAUAACUGAUAUUUAUCAGUUAGCAUCUUAAAGUGUUAUAUUAUUUGUAAUUCAAUAACAAAAAUUCCUUGAUGUCUCUAAAUAGUAAAUGCGAACUACAUGACCGGUUCAAAAGUACAAGUAACGUGAUAAAAACCCAUCUGUGUUGUAUGAAAAAUGUCAUAAUAUUUUCACUCUGUGGCGUUAGUGACACCCAGAAUGGUACCGCUCACGCACCACUCUAUGAUUUAUUGCCGCCAAGCUUUUGUUUUUUUUUUCGGCCAAAAGGGUAUGUUUAUGAGAAAAAAAAUUUUGAUCGUAUCAGAGAAAAAGUAAAUAAAUAAAAAUGUGCUAAUAUAAAAAAAAAGUCUCUGAUAAAAUAACACCAAGUAAUAAGUAAGAAGGAAAUUAACCCAAGCCGAUCGUAGCGUGUCUGACAAGAAUAACACUGAAUUAUGUGUAAUGUAUACUUAUUUCCAAAUUCAGGAAGAAAUAAACCAUUUUCAAAGAAAUAAAAAUGUCUGUCUUGCCGCGUCAAUGAAAAGCUGAAGUAUUUUGUACUAAAAGCUUCAUGUACUAACUUUGUACCUAAUGAAAUAACAUAAACUCUUUUGCAAAAAAAGCGGGCACCUAUGCGAAAUCUGAGUUUUAAGGACUUUACGUGUAUUUCAAAGGGUUUUAAUGAUUGGAGUAUGUUUCUAGCAUCAAAAGGGUUAGCCAAGCAUGCGUGAGAGUGUAUUCUAAAUUUGAAUUUUGUACAAUUGCAAAGAAAUUGGUUAAAGCUUGUUUUGGACUAAUUGCUGGCAGAAAGUUCGUCGGGGUUUUGAAAAGUUUUUGAAGUCAUUUUCAGAAAACUGAUAAUGCAGUUUUAAUAAAUGAUUAAUGUACCUUUUUGUUAGAUCAAAACAUUUUUGAAAAACUAUGCGUAUUUGAUAAAAUUUUCACCUGCUCUAAAUGGGCUAUACUGAUGAUUGAUGGCGAUGUUAAGAGCUUCGGUAUUUUAGUGUAAAGCAUUCUACUGUUUAGAUAUUGUACCCACGUGUUUUAAAAUAUCGCUUUUUCAUAAUUAAACACUAUUUAGAGGAGAAUCAGUACAUUGGGCUGCGACAAAACCAAUUUAAAGUAAGCAGUGCCGAUCACAACUCGUCUCCUUUCGGACUUUGACAUUUUUAAAAGUCUUGAAAUUCUACAAAAUACAGAAAAUAGCGCAUGGACUGUAAGCACGAGGUCUUAAGGUCUCGUAAUCACUGAUUUUCAAAGACCUCGUCUCUUGGGAAACUCCGUAGACCUCCGAAGAUCUGUGAGUCUGAGCGUUCAAAUAGCGUGUUUUCUACUCCACAUCAUUUUUCACGUGGUUAAUUUUAACAUUUGUCACAAAAUUUGAUAUUUUUUAAAUGUCAAAGUCCGAAAGGAGACGACUUGUGAUCGUGCCGAUCACAAGUCUUACUUUAAAUUUGUUUUGUCGCAGCCCAAUGUACUGAUACUCCUCUAAAUAGUGUUUAAUUAUGAAAAAGCGAUAUUUUAAAACACGUGGGUACAAUAUCUAAACAGGAGAAUGCUUUACACUAAAAUACCGAAGCUCUUAACAUUGCCAUCAAUCAUCAGUAUAGCCCAUUUAGAGCAGGUGAAAAUUUUAUCAAAUACACAUAGUUUUUCAAAAAUGUUUUGAUCUAACAAAAAGGUACAUUAAUCAUUUAUUAAAACUGCAUUAUCAGUUUUCUGAAAAUGACUUCAAAAACUUUUCAAAACACCGACGAACUUUCUGCCAGCAAUUAGUCCAAAACAAGGAUUAACCAAUUUCUUAGCAAUGAGGGUUUUCUCUCCUUUUUCUGCCACCGGGCGGCGCCACGUAUGCGUCUGGUCCAAACAGCUGUCAAAUAGUAUGGAAUUGUAGGGUCCGAACUUAUUGUUUAUUGAAAUUCUGUUAUAUUGAAAGUGUUAUUGAUUUUAUUAUGGACUACGGUCAGAAUAAGCUUUCCGGACUAAAAAUUGAGCUUAGAAAGAGGGGUGCAAAAGUCACUGGUACUAAGGAAAAGCUCGUUGAAAGGUAAAUAACGUAAUGUACUAGAAUUUGUUUACAAAAUAUGAUUUAGUUUUUUAUCUUCUCAACCGCAAUUGUAAAACAAUAAUGCAGUGCUUUAAUUAUAAAAUAAAAAAUCAGUAAAAUCGUUCACUUUUCAUAGUAAAGAUAAGCACUUUGACAGUUACCUGGACCUGACGCUCCAGUGCUGCCACCUCGUGGACGCCAUUUUAGAAAACCCUCAUUGUACAAAAUUCAAAUUUAGAAUACACUCUCACGUAUGCUUGGCUAACCCUUUUGAUGCUAGAAACAUACUACAAUCAUUAAAACCCUUAGAAAUACACGUAAAGUCUUUAAAACUAAGAUUUCGCAUAGGUGCCCGCUUUUUUUGCAAAAGAGUGUAGUUACAUGAAAUAACCUUUAUGCUGUACGUACAGGGCUAUCUAUAAAUUAUGUUACUGUGAUACUCUCUUCCUAUGAUGUCGCAAUACGCAAUAUCGUUCGAACAAUUACCUGAAUAUUUUGUUAAUAAUAAUGUUUGUUUAUAUUGUUUCGCAAAUUAUUAAAAAUACUUAUCAACUGUA
Molecule: messenger RNA, 5797 nt
Organism: Helicoverpa armigera (cotton bollworm)
Lineage: Eukaryota; Metazoa; Arthropoda; Insecta; Lepidoptera; Noctuidae
Product: transmembrane protein 185B
Exons: 7
Coding region: 140-1216 (358 amino acids)
Source: RefSeq, a predicted model, not a curated record